AUGAUGCAAAGGCUUUCCUUUGUGCUGUUGGUUGUGCUUGGGUUGAUUCAACUGUUGUUGCUCACCACCACCACCACCACCACUCUUGCAAUGACCACCAUGAAGAUCCGAUCAUCUUCAUCAUCACCAACAUUUCCAAUUUAUCCCUUCAUUCGUCCUCUCACUCUCUCCGAUAAAGGCAAUGAUGUUUUCCUCUUGCAAUUAUUUUUACAGAGAGACUCGUAUUGUCAAUCCCGAUAUGGACAUGCAACUGAGGGUUUUAUGAGUGGAAUCUUCUCUAAUCAAACACUGGAUUGUUUGAUUCAAUUUAUGGCCUCUCAUCAUUUAUUCCCAUUGAAACCAGAAUUAACUCCAGAAACUGCAAUGGAAUUACUUUCACUCUAUUCCUAUGAUGGUUAUCGAGAUGAAUAUGUGAAGUUCAAUUCAAAAAUGAAUCAGAAUGGUGGUGGUAAAUGGAUGAAUUCAACUCUUCAAUUACCAUCUCCAUACAAGUAUUAUGUUCAUGUUCCAGUGUAUGCAAAUCGAAGCAUUGAAACAACUUGUUCACUUUUUGAUAAGAAUGGAAAUAAGAGACAUUUCUUUACAUGUCGAACACAUGGACAACAAACAUUUAAUGAAUUUACAAGCGAUGGUAACACACCUACUGGAUUAUAUACAUUUGAUUUAAAUACACCUGAAGAUGAUCCAAAAGAAUAUGGCCCCUAUGAUGUCAAUAGAGCUGUUUAUGGACUAAAAGGAAACGCUUUCUAUAUUUAUCCAAAGAUUCGAAGUGGAAUUUUAUUACAUACUGGUGAAUGGCCAAGUUAUAAUCCAAUGCCUAAUAGUCAUGGUUGUAUUCAUGCUAAACCUCAAGAUAUUGAAAGAAUUGCUCAUAUUUUAAAGAAUGAUUUGGGAGUGGUGGCACAUCAGAAUUUAUUUGGAAAGUACCCUUAUCCAUUCCAACAACAAGGUUUGCUGAGUGUGGUGCAAUACAAGGAUGAUGAUGGUAAAUGGUAA
Molecule: messenger RNA, 996 nt
Organism: Naegleria fowleri
Lineage: Eukaryota; Heterolobosea; Eutetramitea; Acrasida; Naegleriidae
Exons: 2
Coding region: 1-996 (331 amino acids)
Molecular function (GO): transferase activity
Source: RefSeq, a predicted model, not a curated record